Coregonus clupeaformis (lake whitefish) is the source of this 1215-nucleotide messenger RNA. RefSeq names its product mRNA turnover protein 4 homolog. Gene Ontology annotation, molecular function: RNA binding. Gene Ontology annotation, biological process: ribosomal large subunit biogenesis; nuclear-transcribed mRNA catabolic process; rRNA processing. The record is from RefSeq and is a predicted model, not a curated record. Lineage: Eukaryota; Metazoa; Chordata; Actinopteri; Salmoniformes; Salmonidae. The transcript is spliced from 8 exons. Gene Ontology annotation, cellular component: nucleolus; preribosome, large subunit precursor. The coding region runs from base 53 to 778 and encodes 241 amino acids.
ACAGAAACACGUGGGAUCAUUUUCUUCCAUAGGUCUACACAACGUGAGAAGCAUGCCGAAGUCAAAGAGAGACAAGAAAAUUUCACUAACAAAAACAGCCAAGAAGGGGCUGGAAACCAAACAGAACUUAAUAGAAGAGUUGCGGAAAUGUGUGGACAUUUACAAGCAUCUGUUCAUCUUCUCUGUGGCAAACAUGAGGAACAACAAAUUGAAAGACAUCAGGACAGCCUGGAAACACAGUCGAUUCUUUUUUGGCAAAAACAAAGUAAUGAUGAUUGCUAUAGGGAAAGGACCAACAAGCGAGUACAAAGACCAUUUGCACAAGGUCAGCCGGUUUCUGAGAGGAGAAGUGGGUGUGUUAUUCACAAAUAAAACCAAGGAAGAGGUACAAGAAUAUUUCAGCCAGUUCAAAGAGAUGGAUUUUGCACGAGCGGGAAACAAGGCAGGGAUGGCCGUAACACUUGAUGAAGGACCCCUGGAACAGUUCCCUCACUCCAUGGAGCCACAGCUGAGACAGUUGGGACUCCCCACAGCACUCAAGAAAGGAGUGGUGACACUACUGAAAGACCAUGACGUGUGCAAAGAGGGAGACACACUAACCCCUGAACAGGCCCGUAUUCUGAAACUCUUUGGGAUUGAGAUGGCUGAAUUCAGAGUGCAGAUCAAGUGCAUGUGGAACUCUGAAACGAGCGACUUUGAGAAGCUAGCUGAGGAAGAAGAGGAAGAAGCCAUGCAGGAUAAUGAUGACAAAGAGGAGGAAGAAGGGGAUGGGAAAUGAAUCUGGAUAGACCAAUGGACUUCUCAGACCUUAGGUUUUUAAAACUGUGUGACCUGUAUGUUUUGAUGUCUCAACAAGUGUUUCUUUUUUGCCUAUGAAAUGCUUGAUUUCUGAGGCACAAAUUCACUGGCAAUGUUACCCAUGGAAUCUUGUGUACAUACAUCUUGUGCUUUAUACAUCUUUUUUUUUGUCCACUCAAAUACAACAGUACAAACUAAAACAGUAUGCUUGGUUGUGUCGUAUAAAACAUCCAACACAUUUUUUUUUAGUGGGAAUUGUUUAUGCAUGGUAUAGCUUUGUUAAGCUAUGUAAAAUCGUUACCCACAUCAUGAUCCUUACAAACGCACCGGCCAUGGCAGAUCAGUGUAUAAUCAAUGAGGAAAAAAUACUCCCAUUGUUCUCCAGUUUAUUAAAGAAAGUUUUCCCCCGAAAACGCA